Messenger RNA from Hordeum vulgare subsp. vulgare (domesticated barley), 1835 nucleotides. RefSeq names its product tyrosine N-monooxygenase-like. Bases 51 to 1616 code for a protein of 521 amino acids. NCBI's taxonomy places the organism in Eukaryota, Viridiplantae, Streptophyta, Magnoliopsida, Poales, Poaceae. The record is from RefSeq and is a predicted model, not a curated record. Gene Ontology annotation, molecular function: monooxygenase activity; heme binding; iron ion binding. The transcript has 2 exons.
GUGCAGUGAGCAGCGAGCCCUAGCUAGGUACCUGGUCUGGAGUAGGACAGAUGACAAUGGUAGCUGCGCUGGGGCUCUGCUCCUCCUCCUUCUUCCAUGUGGUGGUGAUGGUGGCCGUAAUGUACGUGGUCCGGAGGCUGUGCUCAUCCGCACCCGGGGCGCUCCCUCCGGGGCCGUGCCCGUGGCCGGUGGUAGGUAGCCUCCCGGAGCUCAAGUUAUUUAACAAGCUGCCGGCGUUCCGGUGGAUCCAUCAGGUGAUGGAGAAGAUGAACACCGACAUCGCCUGCUUCCGCCUCGGCGGCGUCCACGUCAUCCCGAUCACGUGCCCUCGUAUCGCCAGGGAGGUGCUCAAGAAGCAGGACGAGAUCUUCGCGUCCCGCCCGGAGACGUUCGCGUCGUGCGUGGCCAGCGGAGGCUACGUGGAGGCGGCGCUGGCGCCGUUCGGCGUGCAGUCCACCAAGAUGCGGCGGGUGCUCACCUCCGACAUCAUCUCCCCGUCCCGUCACAAGUGGCUCCACGACAAACGCGUCGAGGAGGCCGACAACAUCUCGUGGUACAUUUACAACCUCACCGGCGGUGAGGAGGGCGGCAACGUGGACGUAAGGCACCUCUCGCGGCACUACUGCGGCAACGUCAUACGCCGGCUCCUCUUUGGCACGCGCUACUUCGGGGAAGCCGGCCACGGCGGCGGCCCCGGGAAGCUGGAGAUGGAGCACAUGGACGCCUCCUUCGCCGCGCAGGGGAUCCUCUACUCCUUCUGCAUCAGCGACUACCUGCCGUCGCUACUGGGGCUGGACCUGGACGGCCACGAAAAGAUUGUCAAGGACGCUAACGCGGUGCUGGACAGACUGCAUGACGGGGUCAUCGACGAGCGGUGGAAGCAGUGGAAGGCCGGCGAGAGGGGAGAGGUGCAGGACUUCCUCGACGUGCUCAUCACACGUAGAGACCCUAGAUUGACCAUGGAGGAGGUGAAGGCGCAGGCCAAGCUCAUCAACCUGGCGGCGGUGGACAACCCAUCCAACGCCGCAGAGUGGGCGCUGGCGGAGAUGGUGAAGAAUCCGGAGCUGCUGGGGCGGGCGGCGGAGGAGCUGGACCGGGUGGUGGGGAGGGAGCGGCAGGUGCAGGAGUCGGACAUCCCCCAACUCAACUACGUCAAGGCCUGCAUCCGGGAGGCGUUCAGACUGCACCCCAUCGCCCCCUUCAACGUGCCGCACGUCGCCCUCGCCGACACCGUCGUCGCCGGCUACCGCGUGCCCAAGGGCAGCCACGUCCUCCUCAGCCGCCUCGGCCUCGGCCGGAACCCGGCCAUCUGGAACGACCCGCUCCGCUUCAACCCCGACCGCCAUCUGGAAGGAGCAGGCGGCAACCUGGAGCUCACCGAGAACGAGCUGCGCUUCAUCUCCUUCAGUACAGGCCGCCGCGGCUGCGUCGCCCCCAUGCUCGGCACGGCCAUGACCGUAAUGCUUUUCGGCAGGCUCCUCCAUGGCUUCACCUGGUCUAAGCCGGCGGAGAUGCCGGAUAUUCAGCUCACCGAGUCCCACAACGACCUCUCCAUGGCUAAGCCGCUGGUGCUUCACGCCAAGCCACGCCUGCCGCUGCACCUCUACCGCCCGUGAAUUCGAUCGUCGAUCUCCCUCAAGUUACUACUCCACUCCCUAGUAGUGUAGUUAAUAAUAACCGGACCUGCUCCUGCUCAUGCUCAUGCUCCUGUCCGGCCGGAACAAUAUUGAUCCAUUAAUAAGUUUGUUGUCAUCUUUCCCUUCACACACACACUAGACCACUUUGAUUCCGAGUAAUAAUAAUAUUAUUUAGGGAGAAUUAUCCUUUUGCCCAAA